This is a messenger RNA of Myotis myotis, 1618 nucleotides long. It is a transcript of the gene OVOL2, whose product is annotated as ovo like zinc finger 2. Gene Ontology annotation, molecular function: RNA polymerase II cis-regulatory region sequence-specific DNA binding; DNA-binding transcription factor activity, RNA polymerase II-specific. The record is from RefSeq and is a predicted model, not a curated record. Lineage: Eukaryota; Metazoa; Chordata; Mammalia; Chiroptera; Vespertilionidae. Gene Ontology annotation, cellular component: nucleus. The coding region runs from base 187 to 1236 and encodes 349 amino acids. The transcript is spliced from 4 exons. Gene Ontology annotation, biological process: epidermal cell differentiation; regulation of transcription by RNA polymerase II.
GGGAAUGGUUGGGGGUUGAUUAAAAAAAAAAGUUCUCCCCUUUUUAAAAAGGGGAGGGGGGAGAAUCAGACGUUAAAUUCUUUUGCAAACAUUCAUGCCUAAGGAAGGGCUGGAACAGGCAGCCCCGGCCGCCGGAACCGGUCGGACAGGUAGCGAGCUUGUUGACACCGUUAUGUUGCAGGGCGCAUGCUCACUCCCAAGUUUCCUGGUGCCUUUUCUAUUCCACCUUAUGAAACUUUACCACGGCGUGGUCUCACCCGCGGUUUAAGGCAUAGGUGUCGCCGAGCCGGGAGUCUGGGAGUCGCCAGUAGUGCCGGAGGGAGGCCGGGGCCGCGCUGCGGCGGGGGGCGGAGGGAGAGGGUCGGCGAGGCGGGAAGGUGGGCUCUGGCCGCCAGGAGCUGGGACCCAGACAUCGCUGCGGUCCCUAGCGGCUCGGCCCCUCCCUUCGCAGUGGGUCUGGGCCGUCUGCUCUGCGACCCCCCCGAGGACUGCCGCAGCGACGGCGGCAGCAGCAGUGGUGGCGGCAGCAGCAGCGCGGGGGAGCCUGGAGGCACCGAGAGCAACUCGUCCACGCGUACCCCCGAGCGCGAAACCCCGGAGCCUGGAGAUGCCGAGGACCCCGGUGGACACCUGGCGGCGAAGCAGCGCCCGGUCGCCAGAUCGAAAAUCAAGUUCACCACAGGCACAUGCGGCGACUCGGCAGUUCACAGCUGUGACCUGUGUGGCAAGGGCUUCCGCCUACAGCGUAUGCUCAACCGGCACCUCAAGUGCCACAACCAGGUGAAGAGGCACCUGUGCACCUUCUGCGGCAAGGGCUUCAAUGACACCUUUGACCUAAAGAGGCACGUCCGCACGCAUACAGUUGGAAGGCUCUGGCUUGGCCAUGACCAACUGGUGAUGUGUCUGCCCCUUGCCCUUGCAGGCAUUCGCCCCUACAAAUGUGACGUCUGCAACAAAGCCUUCACCCAGCGCUGCUCCUUGGAGUCCCACCUGAAGAAAAUCCACGGGGUGCAGCAGCAGUAUGCCUACAAGCAACGCCGGGACAAGCUCUAUGUCUGUGAGGAUUGUGGCUACACAGGCCCCACCCAGGAGGACCUGUACCUGCACGUGAACAGUGCCCACCCGGGCAGCGCGUUUCUCAAAAAGACAUCCAAAAAACUGGCAGCCCUGUUGCAAAACAAGCUGACAUCCGCACUCCAGGGGAAUGCCAACCUGAGCGAGGAGGAGGAGAAGUGAGGAGGAGGAGGAAGGGGGAGACGCCAAUGCUAACACGUUUACAUGGACUUUUGGUUUUGAGGGUCCCACUGGCUCUUUCUAAUUACAAGUGUUCAGUUUAUCUCUCUGUCCUUUUGGGGCCUUGGCAGGGGGAUCUGCUCCAAGGCUGUCAGUUGUAAUGAGUGUGUCAGGUCCCCCGUCACCCAUGCCCUGUUGAACACACUCAUGUUAAGGAAAGUUGAUCGGUAGGUGGCUUUGAUCACCGUGCAGAACUUUUUGUGUGUUUUUUAGGAUUUUCAUAUAUGGAAGCAGAUGUGUUCUUAGAGAGACCAUCAUAAUCUGGUGCCUUGAAAUAAAAGUACUUCCACUUGAAAUGCUACUUAAGUGAGAAAAGUGAAUUUUA